AUGCCGUUUUUUAAAAACAAGAAACAAGUUAGGGAUGAAAACAAGAGCGAAAUCGAGCGAAAGUUAGUUUUGGUUAGUAUACUGAAGUGGCGUUCUCAUAAUUGUGCCUUUCAGCAUGAAAAUUGUUGACAAUUACGCUCAAUAAAUUUAGAUAAGGAAGUGUGUCUCUAUUUUAAAUGGUAGAAAGAGGUUUGGGUGUUAGUUUCAAAGGCUUUAUUCUUGUUUUAUAAAGGCUCAAGAUGACCCAGAACCAACGUUUGAUCUGUCUUCUUGUGGGGCAAAAGAGGUAUUUCUAUUUAUUUGUUUGCUAUAUGGAAGGGUACUAUAGCUUGUAAGCAGCUGCUUUUUAUAGUAUAGAUUUGUAAUUCCUGUUUAAACUACGCUCAAUUUUGGUACCCAUACCAUUUUUAUCCAUGUUCGGACUACCAUUACAAAGGCCGAGCAUGGAUAAAUUUAGUCCAAAAGUUGAGCAUAGGGCGUAAAAAAAUACCUAUGGUUCCCGACCGACCCUAUUUUUUCUGCCGACCCUAUUCUUUUUUCAAUGCUGAUUGACCGUGCUGCUCAUACAGCGUGCCAAAAUGAUGUCUGUUGUCACACUAAUUAUAGCCAGUAUGGCCGGCUCUUUUAUAAGUAGAGCCUGCCCGAAAGCCCUAGUCAAAUUGAUGACUCUCGGCAGCUGGCUGAAUUACGUUGACAACAGUCUGAUUGACAUGUUAUGCUAAUUUAUUCAAAAAUUUAAAAAUAAAUACAGUAAAAACAAACGGCAUCGCUAUAUUAAAGUGUAAACCUGUCGGCUAAAAUAUAAAAUUCAAAAGACAAAGUGUAAAAUGUAUAACAUAUACCGGUAUCUAAACAGAAUAAGACAAGCCAUACUGCUAUUACUGCAUAUGUUGUAUGAUUUUACCGUAUGGUCACUAUAGUAUAGAGUAUAAAACCUUGGCUGUCCUUGCCUUGUUUAUAUUUUGUUGGCUGGCAAAUUACGAUUAUUUAAAACAAUACAUUCCCCAUUGUGUUUAAUACACCAUAAUAAUACGAAGCUCUCUUUGGAGCUUUUAAAAUACAUUUGCCUGCCAACAUGUAUAACACGGGAAGGGGUCUAUUUAAACUUUUCCUAUUAAGUCAUUAUAUUUAAUACUGCAAUAUUUAUAACUGUAGUACAGCCAUACAGGUGCAAAGCAUAAUAUAAUUUUGAAUGGUCUUCGUCUACUACUAAUUUCCAGACAAAGUCGAAGGGCCUUCGCUCGAAAUGCCGAUGUUUUGCUCAUUGUAAUUAAGGAAUUGUUAACUUCGCCUCUCCGUGCUACUAUUAGGCUACAUUAUAAAGUCUAUAACCAAUCUCUAAAGCACUGUAUGACAGUUGUGUACCAGCAAAUUAGCUGAUAUUAUAAUUUUGUUUUGUUGAAAAAAGGUCCCUGAGAAAGUCUAUUCGAUGUGCAAAGUCAUGCAAAAAGAGGUAUGAAUACGACUCUUCAAAUGUUUAACUGUGGAUAUAUCUAAAGCAGACCUGCUAAGUUGAGCAGAUAUAAUUAUAUAUACAUAGUUACUAGACAAGUUUAAUGGCUAACACAUAUUUUAAUUUUUACUAUUUUUUUUCCAGGUUUUGCUUCUUCAUGACAAUAAUCUAAAAGACUUAAAAGGUGGUGGUGAUCUGAAGAAUUUAUCACAGUUGAGGGUAAGGUGACUGACUAUUCAGAAACAUGUUGUACAAAAUAAUUAGACUGCAUAUAGCUGUCGAAUAUUAUACAAUUAUGAGUAUAAAUACAAAACGUUGUUAAUGUUUCAUUCAGGUUCUUGAUCUUCACAAGAAUUUCAUUUCUGAACUGCCAGAAGAAAUCAGAUUUUUAACAAGUCUUCAGGUAUAUACAGUAUUAGUAGGUGUGUCUGUCAGUAAGGGGGGUGUUUCCAUGUUCAGUUGAAAAGUUUUCUUUAAUGUCCCUCUGUUCCAUAUAAAUGCAUGAUUAUUCUUUCGACACAAGAAAGAAAAUAUGAAACGAAAACGUUCAACGAAAAUUUUGCCAAGAAAUUUCAAACCUGCCGGAAACAUGAAGCUUAAACUCCCUACUAUCUAUGCUAGGACAGACCGUUUGAGCUACUCAUUUUUCACUUUACAUCACGAUUCUCUUUGAAUGAAGGUUUUAAACCUCAGUCACAACAGUUUGAAAUCCAUUCCUAAAGGCAUCGAGAGGUUACAAUCACUUCAGACAUUUGAUCUCCAAGGUAUGAAUAGCAAACUAAAUAAAAUACUCCUUGAUUUUCGUUUUUGUUCUUUAAUUUAAAAAAUACAAAUCAUGCUGGUGUAAUUUGAUAGGGAAUAAAUUGAAAACUCUACCAGAUGAAAUCAGCAAGAUGAAAUCGUUACGGACAUUGAAUGUCUCUCAUAACAAUGUCACAAAGCUUCCGGUAUCCUUGGCCAAUGUCAGAACGUUAGAGGUACCUGUACUGUAAAUCAUAAAAUAUAUAACUAUGUACAGUAUUACACAAGUACAGGUAAUAUACCAAAUGUUGAAAAAUAAGCAUGUUUACUACAUUAUUGAUUGUUGAAAUUUGUAAUAGUAAAUUAUUUUUUUUCAGAAUUUGAUCGUGGAUGUGGAUAUUAUGAUAUUUCCCUCCAAGGGUAAAUAACUGCAACAUGAACAUAAGCAUGAAUAAAUUGUCCAUCUAUUUCAAAUUUUUCCCCACAUUUUUCUGUAGACGUCGCUUCGGCUGGAACAGAUGAAAUGAUGAAAACAUUAUGUGCUGGUUUGUUUAAAAUUAUUUAACAUUGCUACCAUUUGUGUGAUAGGGAAAAUUUUCCUUGCAAGUUUGGAGCUUUGUCAGUGUAGAAGCUGCAUGUGCAGGAAUUUUUUCUAUAUCUGUAUAUUGGGUCAUUCCAGAAAACAUCCAUACCUUCCCCACAGAUGAAAUUAGAAGUUAACCCUCCUACCCCCUAUGGGUGUCCUAUUAAAUAAAUACAUGUACUAUUAUCAGAAACAAAUUUUUUUCCCCUCCCUCUCCUGACGGCAAUUUCCACUGUUUGCAUGAACUUUUCACCUGAGAGAUCUGCCACCCCAUCCAGCAACCCUCACCCUCCCAUGACAUCUAAUGCUCCACCCCUAAUGAGACAGAUAGUCAGAGACAAACAAUCGUUUCUGUUUUAGUGGCUGGUAUAGAAUAUGUUCCUCCAUCAAAGUGUCUACUCCCUGUACUAGGUAAGACUAAUUUUAUAAUGUUAUUAUAAAUUGUUAAGCCAAAUGGUGCUUAUAAUCUUGUGAAUUAGAAUCAGAUCAGAAUGUAUGAUUCUGUAUCAUAAGCAUGCAUCUAGCUGAUAUGCAUUGACAUUUGGGUACUUAUUGCCAUAACUGACAAAGUAGGUUACAUUCUUAUCUCUCCCUUUAGACAGUGGUAUGAAUAGCAGAUUUCCUGAAGCUAAUUCAUUCAUUCAAGAAGACAAUAGUAUUGAGGUAUACAUACUGAAGACAAAAAUAUUUGUAUGGAUGUAGGAAACUGUCAGCUUUUUCUGUUAAUCUAUAGAGCUUGAAAUGUCCCUGUAACAAUGCCAAUUCUCAGCAACUCUCUGGGCUUAAUUAAUGGUCAAAUGAGAAUGAGAGUUGAUGAGAGAGUUGAGAAGCAAGAGUUGAUGGGAGUUGAAAGUUGAUGAGAGUCGACAGGCCUUAAAACAUAUUUUACAGGGCCGUCUGACAAAAUGUCCGAUGAUGUUGAGUUUGGGUCGGACAUAUGUCCGAUGACCUUCAGUUCAGUUUUGACUCGGAAAUAAGUCUGAAUAGGCAGUUGCGAUUCAAAAAUAUCGAUAUUCGAUAUUCGAUUUUUUGCAUAUCGAAAAUAUCAAAAGUUGUUACUAAACAACUUAAUCUCCCAUUAUUCUGCAAUUAUUGUUUUCACCGGUGAAGUUUAGACAAUGCGUGUAUGGCGGCAAUUGCGAACAAACGUACUGUGAAACCAUUAGCCUUGUAAAUAUAUCUUUAAACUUUCAUAAACGGAUAAACUGUUGUUAAUAAAUCUUUGAGAUGUACCAUGACUGGUUUCAUGCACUUCUUUUUAACUGUUUGUGAUGCGUAUACUGUACAUGCAAGUUGACUAAAUUACGUUUUCUCAUUUGCAUAAUUCGAUUAUAGUCGAUAUUAUCGAUAUUUUUUUUCGAUAUCGAUUUUUUUCAAUAUCGCAACUGCCUAAGUCUGAAUGACACAAAUGAAUAUCAGCACAAUGUAUUAAUUCUGAACGGUAAAUGUUGUGAAGAUAUUUAAUAAUUUGUGUCAUUCAUACUUAUUUCCAAGCCAAAAUUAACUUGCUUGCAAGAACAGCAGUAAGACGUCGACAAGUUAAGCCCGUUUUCCACUUCACCAUUUCGCUUGCACGUCGCCGCCCUGCGCUCGAUUAGCUAGGUUAAAACAACAUUUCCAGUUCACUUUUUAUGCAAUACUCAUUUAGUCCUCUGAUUUUCCAUUUAACAUACGAGCCUUACUGCUGAUUGAUUUACGUUGGACAAAGCUACAGUUCGGUCGGACACCAAUUCACUCGGGUCGCACAAACAGUAAACCUCAGUUUCACUUAUGUCGGACAGAAUGUCUGGUGGCUUCCUCUCUACGUCGGACAAUUUCACUAAUGGGUCGGACAAUGUCCGUGACCGACCGAUAUUUUAAGGCCUGAGUCGAUGAUACAACUCUCAUCAACUCUCAACCUUGUUUGACUGAGUUUUAAGCUCAUCUCAAUUGUCUGGAGUGAAUAUUUUUUUGUUGUCAUUAGAACAAGAUUCAAGAACUGGAAAGGGGAAAGGAAAAGAAAUUUGAGAAGCUAGCUGUGGAACAACAGAUGCGUCAAGCUAAGGAAGAAGAGGCAGUUCUGAUCGCCAUGAACAAGAAAGGACGAGAAGAUUUAUUGAAAGCAAUUUCUGAGGUGAGGAAUGUCCUGUCCUGGACCUCUGCUGAGAUAACAGUUUAAAACUGAUAGAGCUAUCCAGUCUGAAUAAAGUUAGUUUAGUUUAGGUUUUCCUCCUGUAGUAACACUGGAUCAAUAGGGAGUUUAAGCUUCUUGUUCAAACGUCAAAUGGCAAGCGCCAGGAGAAGAAAAAAUUUACGCUACAAGGUAACAAAUGGAAAAUCAACUUACUAUUUUAAGACUGUAAUGUACGAUGCUUCUUUUGAGAUAAGAACGAGAAGAUGAAGCGAAGAAGUUAAGCAAACAUUCUGCCAACAAAAUUCGACUAUGCCGUUUGCCGUUCUCGCAAACGUGAAGCUUAAACUCCCUAAUAAGAGAUGAUUCUUACUGGAUUCUAGGGAGAACAGUUUAAAACCGAUAGAGCUAUCCAAUAUAAAUAAAGUUAGUUUAGUUUAGUUUAGGUUCCCUCCUGUAUUAACGCUGAAUCAAUUCACUGGACUUGUAGGGGGAACAAGUUAGAACAGAUUCAGCUGUCCAGUAAAAAUAGACUUUGAUUUAACUUUUUUCUACAGGACGAUAGUCAAGCUAAUGAAAAAAUUCUUCUGGAACAGAACAAGAAGGACAGAGAGAUGGAUCACAAUUUAGCUACUUUGGCAAACGGUAAGAGGUUGUCCAUAAUUAUCAACAUUUUGACAAGUGUACAGAGAGUACUUCGGUACCUUACCUUCCCCCACCCCACCCCCUCCCAGAACGUACCUUUAAAUGUUGAACCUCAGGAAUGAUGAUACCAGGUCUAUCAUCGACAUUUUAAAAAGCAUACAUUAGUCUUAUCCUCCUUCACACCAGCGUUCGGAUUGACCCCUAAAUCUGUAUGUUAUUUAGCACUUCUUCAGAUAUUUUCUUUCUACAAUCUUAGCCUUAUUCUUAUUCUUAUUGCUUUCUGUUUUUUUGCAGAAGAACAACAGGCAAACGACAGAGUUGCUGCGCUUUUACAAAUGAAUGAUAGGUGGGUGUUCUGGGCUUUCAGAAGUAUUCUGAGGAGGUGGCUGUGUUGAUAAAGUAGGCGUUUUGAGGAAGCGGUGUAGGGAGUCUUAAAGUCAUCCAAAUCAACUAGUGUAUAUUGAUUAGAUAACAACACAAUUGAGCUCUGGAACCAAAUUAUAGUGCAUCACUACUUUCAUUCUUCAACAAGAUAAUUUCAAGAUUUAAGAUGACAAAUAACUAAAUCAGUUUUACGAAAUAACUAAAUCAGUUUUACGUAGUACGUCGUUUUUGGAAAUAACCAGGCUAUAAAGUAGAUCAGGUUGAGGAAAAAUAACUUUGUUUGAAAGCUUAGAUUGGAGGAAGUAGAGCAGGAUUGAUAUUUCAAGUACGAUCUUAUUUUGAAAGCCCUGACUGUAUGGUUCUUGUCAAGAAGUUGUAAUGUGCAGUUGUCUUUGUUCCCAAAUUUUCAGGUCAAAAAAUGCUGAACAAAUCUUGGACGAAUUGGAGAAAGACAGAAUUGCAAUGGAAAACUUGGUGAAGAUUUCCCAAGAGGACGCGGAAAAUUUGAGAAGAAAGGAAGUACUGGAAAACAUGAACGCGCUGUUACAGAGCGAGCAAGCACAAGAGAAAAUGUUACAUGAUUACCAAGCCGUGAGAAAUGCAGCGACAACUGAGGCUCUUCAAACGUAACUAACAUGCAUAUAUAUUAAAAUGACCGCAGUUUGUGUCCUAUGAAGUUCAAUACACGCUUCUGGAAAGUACUUAGCCACGGCCAUAAAGUCUCGUUUUCGGCAUUGAGAUAUUGGCUUUAGAGACCUUUAUAUCUUGUUACCGAUGACCAAAGCCGGAUUUUGGUGGAAAUAGUGGGGGAGGUGGAAAACAUUUUAGGGGAGGUGCAGCGGUCUAGCUCACGGCUCCCAUGGAAACUUAGGGCUUAGGGCGGGCUAAAGUCAACGACCUGACGUAUGCAUGUAGUGUACGUACUGUGUGUAUCAGUGUAUUAAUGAAUUAUGACAAUACAACUCAUCCAAUUUUGCCCUUCAUUACAAUUACUACAAACUUUCUUUCAAAACAUUGCAUUAAAGGGUACUUGACACAGAGAUGAUUUAAAACUAUCACUGUUUCAAUUUGACAGAAAAACUUUCUUACGAAGUGUAGAGCCUAAGCAACCAAAAAAGUCAAAUUUUCACUUUGAUCUAUCAUUGAAACUUUCCCAAGGGGAGGUACAUGACUUUUCAGGGGAGGUGCAAAAAUGCUCAGGGGAGGUGCAAUACGAUCUCAGGGGACUGGGGGAGGUGUAGUGUCCUACGCAGCCUGUUCGCGGACCCGCGAACAGGCUGCGUACGAGACUAGGGGAGGUGCUCACCUCCCCUCAAAAUCUGGCCAUGCCGAUGACCUAAUUAUAUAAAGGUCAUUAACUAAUGUAACUGUAUGAUUUCGUAAAUGUGUCCAUCUGCAAACAAGAUAAAGAACUCUAAAUCCGAUAUCUCAGUCGCAAGGGUCUAUGGCCGAAGGUGAGUACUUUACGAAGUGUUGUACUAAAACGUUUCCACAUGAUUUCAAUUUUCUGCAGAGUGCUGGAUGAGUCACGAAAGAUCGAUGUAUACUUAAAUGAAAGGGACAAAGAUCACUCUAAUUUGAUUAAAAACCUUGCAAAUGAGGUAGACGAAUUAUAUUUCAUUAAAAUAUCAUUAAUAAUUCAUAAACCUUGUGGCAAAUCUUGUCAGCCAUAUUAUGUCACGUGGAGUGACUUUAUAUCUGAUAAAACUCAUCUUCAUUAGUAUUCUUUAUAUAAUUAAUAUUGUUCAUCCUAAUUAGUAUGAUUAUAUAAUUGUUCGUCCUAAUUAGUAUUCUUUUGUAGUCAUAUUUUAAGCUAUUCGAAACACUCGUUGUCGUGUUUUAUCAGACAUAAAAACACUCGGCUGCGCCUCGCGCAGGGUUCGUAGCGGUCUUUGAAAUCCUUGAAAGUCUUUAAAUUGGAAUGCAGGUCUUUGAGGUCUCUGAAAAGUCUUUAAAUUGUGUGAAAAAGCGAAGAAAGUCUUUAAAAGUCUUUAAAUUCUUUAGUGAAGAAUUGAUUAUACGAUUUCCUAGAUAGCUGAUUGCUCUCAAAGGUCUUUGAAAAGUCUUUCAAAAUAGGCAGAAAAAAUCUUUGAAAGUCUUUGAAUUUUUUUGGUCUUGGAGACUACGAACCCUGUCGCGUUUUAUAUCUGAUAAAACACUCCUACUCGUGUUUUAAAUAGUACUUAUAUAAAUAAAGUUAGUUUAUAAUCAUCAUGGUUUCUUUUCUCAGGAACUUGCACAAAUGGAAGCGUUUCAUGUUUUGCAACUACAAACUGAUGACAAACAUAAGCGGAUCACAAAUCAAGUAAGUACAGUUUGAAAAAUACUGGUUAUGGGAAAAGAGCUUGAUCGUGGUAUCGUAAGUUGCAUUUAUUGUGUUAUUUUACAGCUUGAAUUACUGGAGCGUGAACUUCAAGAGCUCAGUUUUCUGGAAAUGGAACGUAAACAAGAAAGGCAGGAUGAUGACUUGGUGAGUCAGUGGAAGUACUUAUACUCUAGACUACGUCACAGAGUAGAGACAUACAGAGACGUAACUAGUGUACCCACUUUUUUUGUGCACAUGCUCGGCAAGUUACUAGAUGCAUGCACCUGAUUGGAUGACGACCUGAUGACGACUCACUUUAAACUUGCUGAGCACGCGCAGUUGAUCAUUUUUCGCCCGAUCGCCUGAAAAAAAGUGGGUACAUGAUAACGUAAUCUUCAGCAGUGUUUACAUCUGUAUGUCUUAUCUACUCUGUGACUACGUGGAGGUUGAGGAUUGAAUCAAUGGCCUAUCAAAGAAAUUACCAUUCUCCCGGACUUAUUUUAUUUUAUUUGCAUUCUUUCAGCAACUUUUGGAAACAAAUCGUCAAGCGUUAACCGACUUGUUUGUCUUGUUGAUGGAGGAACGAGAAAAGAGGGAAGAGGAACUCGCUAAACGAUUGGUAAGAGAACUUCAUUUCUUCAAUCAAUUUAUCAAUUUAUGUAAUAAUUAGUUUAUGAUAGUCAGAACUCCCUUUUCAAUUAAAUGCCAGAACUCCGUUUUCAAAUACCAGAACUACCUUUUUAAAUACCAAAACUCCCUUUUCAAAUGCCAGAACUCCCUUUUCAAAUGCCAAAACUUAGUUUUCAAGUGCCAGAACUCCCUUUUCAAAUGCCAGAACUUCCUUUUCAAAUGCCAGAACUCCCUUUUCAAAUGGCAGAACUACCUUUUCAAAUGGCAGAACUACCUUUUCAAAUGCCAGAACUCCCUUUUCAAAUGCCAAAAACUCCGUUUUCAAAUGCCAGAACUCCGUUUUCAAAUGCCAGAACUCCCUUUACAAAUGCCAGAGCUCCCUUUUCAAAUGCCAGAACUCCCUUUUCAAAUGCCAAAAACCCCGUUUUCAAAUGCCAGAACUCCCUUUUCAAAUGCCAAAAACUCCGUUUUCAAAUGCCAAAAACUCCCUUUUCGAAUGCCAAAACUCAGUUUUCAAAUGCCAAAACUCAGUUUUCAAAUGCCAAACUCAGUUUUCAAAUGCCAAAACUCCCUUUUCAAAUGCCAGAACUCCCUUUUCAAAUGCAUGGUAAACCAACCUUUAGGCAAGCACGUGGUUUAGUCACAUGAUGAAGUCCAUAUAUAAAUAUAGGAAUACAAGUGUAUAUGACAUUGCAGGUUGAAUUAGAAGAAAGACGUGAAGGGGAGAUUGAAGACUAUUGGUUAAUUCAAUUCCAGAGAUUAAUGGAUCAAAAACCUGAAACGCUUAUCAUUAAGGUAAAAUUGCACAAGCAGUCAUCAAACUCAGUCACACAAAUGGUAAAGGGCAUGUGUGAAAACUGAAUGGUAUCCUUUUAUAAUGUUUUUGGUCAUGGGUGGGUAUUUAUUUUUAAAGUUAUAUUUCAGGUUGGCUCAAUUUUUUUUGGCCAUUUUUAUGGUUGGGUCUGCAAAAUUUUUACCAAGAAAAACAUUUCUCUUCGGUGCCAUUAUACCCCCAAACCACCCACCAACCCCCAUCACCAACCCCCACCACCCCCUACCAUACAUGAUGACCGGUCCCUAAAACCGAACUCAUUAUUUGUCUAACCAUUGUUCGUUAAUGUAGCAACACGGAUGUGAAGAAAUCAUAGCCGAAGUUCUGACUGAAGCAAGCGCUCAAGACUACAUCGCUAAUUUUGCCCGGAAUAAAAUAACGUGGCAAAUUCUUCGUGACAUGAAAGAUGAUGACUUGAAGGAGGUAUGGACAACUGAACUAGUGAACUUAAUACUGUAACUGGACCACCAAGUAGAGCAGUUCCAGUGGUGGUAUUUCUAGUGUAGGCAGGUGGCAGCGUUAUGAGGUAGCCGAUGGUGGUCAACGUAUAUUAAUAACAUGAGCAAGAAAAUUAAAGUGCGACUAACCCCAAAUAUAAUUUUUGGUACAGUAUGUGUAAUAUUUGGGUCGUUCUAAGAAGAAAUGUAAUAUAUUUUUAUAGUAAAAAACCUCAUCUUGAUCAACUUUUUCACUGUUAAAGUUUCCGGAUAUAAUGUCAUUAGGUGAAUUUUUGGUACAAAAAACAAAGGAAAACUAAUUUGCAAUUCACCUAAUGACAUCAUAUCCGCAAACUUUGGCAGUGAAAAAGUUGAACAAGAUGGGAUUUUUUAUUAUAAAGAUAUAUUACAUUUCGUCUUCGAGUGAUUGUUAGUCGCACUUUGAACUACAUCCAUUCCAUUCUAUUUCUUCUUCGACAACUACACGACUACGUCUACGACAUAUAGUGAAUGAACAUUAUUUUCUCACUCUGUUAACUGCAGGUUGACCAUCCUCUGCUGCACGAUUGUUUUUAGUGAAACCCAAUUAUUAUUUUGACAGGUUGGUAUUCAUGAGUACGGCAUUCGUUGGAAAAUUCUCAAAGCUGUUCAAGCGAGAAUUGAAGAAGAAAAUAAAGCUGCAGACAAGACGAGAAAACUUGAGUCUUCUGAGAGUCAACCAGAGCCAGUAAGUUUACUGAUCUAUAAUGCUUCAAGCUCGUUUUUCACUAAGCGAACUUGUUCCCGUGAAGCGACUUUAUUCAUUCUCAGCAUCUGGUUUGCUUACGUGAUAAGCGAUGUCGACAAAGAGAAAAGUCGCUUCGCGAGAAAACUUCCAUCGUCUUGCAAUUCAACAAUUUGUCAACAAGUUGUGAGUGACAACCUUGUAGCAACUUGAUAAAAUAACAACAUUGUUACAACUUGUUGAGAAGCUUGCUACAAGUCUGCUGCGAACACAUCUUGUUGACAAGUUGUGAGAUUUUUACGUGUGUAUUCUAUAGUAACUAGUAGUAUGUUUUAGACGAAUGACAGUGGUUCAUGUUCUGUACCUACUGUUACACCAAGCGCGCCACCAUUGGAGUCUAUUGAGGUGCAUGAGGAAAGUCCUUGUGUUAUAUGUAUGGAAGCAAAGGUAAGUUGAAUCAUUAUGGUAGAAUAUGGUAUGGUAUGGUAUGGUGCGGUAUGGUAUGGUGCGGUGUGGUGUGGUGCGGUGUGGUGUGGUAUGGUGUGGUGUGGUGUGGUAUGGUAUGAUGUGGUAUGGUGUGGUGUGGUGUGGUAUGGUGUGGUAUGCUAUGGUACGGUGUGGUAUGCUAUGGUAUGGUGUGGUGUGGUGUGGAUGGUAUGGUAUGGUGUGGUGUGGUAUGGUAUGGUGUAAUGUGGUAUGUAUAGUGUGGUAUGGUGUGGUGUGGUAGUAUCAUAGGUAGUAUGUAUGGUACAUGUAUAACCUGAUUUAUGACAACGUCUUUUUAGCGUGAUGUGAUAUUCCUGGUGUGUGGUCAUGUAUGUUGUUGUUCGAAUUGUUCGACGGGUCUAAAAGAUUGUCCAAUGUGUCGUCAAACGAUCGUCAAAACAGUCAAAAUGUUCAUGGUCUGA
Molecule: messenger RNA, 11752 nt
Organism: Paramuricea clavata
Lineage: Eukaryota; Metazoa; Cnidaria; Anthozoa; Malacalcyonacea; Plexauridae
Source: the annotation of a GenBank genome assembly